Messenger RNA from Struthio camelus australis, 1002 nucleotides. RefSeq names its product keratin, type I cytoskeletal 19. Gene Ontology annotation, biological process: intermediate filament organization; epithelial cell differentiation. Gene Ontology annotation, molecular function: structural molecule activity. The record is from RefSeq and is a predicted model, not a curated record. Gene Ontology annotation, cellular component: keratin filament; cytoskeleton. NCBI's taxonomy places the organism in Eukaryota, Metazoa, Chordata, Aves, Struthioniformes, Struthionidae.
UGCGGUGAGGGGAUCUUAUUUGCUAACAAUGAAAAGGCGACUAUGCAGAACCUUAAUGAUCGCUUGGCCUCCUACCUGGACAAGGUGCGACUCUUGGAGGGAGAAAAUGCUGAUCUUGAGCGCAAAAUCAGGGAGUGGUAUACUAAAGUAGGCCCCAGCUGUGAACCACAGGACUACAGCUGUUUUCACAAAGAAAUUGAUGAUCUUCAAAAUCAGAUCCUGUGUGCAGCUAUGGAAGCUAACAAAAUUCUUUUGAAUACUGAUAACAACAGGAUGACUGCUGAUGACUUCAGAGUGAAGUAUGAGACUGAAUGCGGUCUCCGGCAAAAUGCGGAUGCAGAUAUUUGUAACUUACGCCCUGUCGUGGAUCAGCUGGCCAGCUGCAAGACUGAUCUUCAGUUUCAGUUUGAGGCCUUGACCGAAGAGAUGUGUUGUCUCAAGACAAACCAUGAGGAGGAAAUGAGCUGUCUGAGGAAACAAGUGACUGGUGAUGUGAGCGUGGAGGUCAACGCCUGUCCUGGCCCAGACCUCAGGAAGAUCCUGGAGGACUUGAGGUGCCAGUAUGAAACCCUGAUGGAGCGCAACCGCAAAGAGACUGAACAGUGGUAUGCCUGCAAGGUAGAGGAGGUGAACUUGGAGGUCAUCACAAGCAGCCAGGAGAUAGAGUCAAGCAACAAACAGGUCACUGAACUGAGACGUCAGCUGCAGGCCUUGGAAAUCAAUGUACAAGCCCAGCUCAACAUGAAAGAAAAUUUGGAAUCCUCUUUAGCAGAAACUGAAUGUCGCUACAACAAAUACCUUGCUGAGCUACAGAGCCAGAUCUCCUGCGUGGAGCAGUGGCUGGCUGAAAUACGAGAGGAAAUGGAGUGCCAGAACCAAGAAUACAAGACCCUAUUGGACGUCAAGUGCCGUUUGGAGCAGGAGAUUCAGACCUACCACUGCCUGCUGGAGGGGGGACAGCAGGACAUUGUGUAUGCAGACUACAGACAAACCCGGGCAUAG